Mastomys coucha (southern multimammate mouse) is the source of this 1770-nucleotide messenger RNA. It is a transcript of the gene Fgfbp3, whose product is annotated as fibroblast growth factor binding protein 3. NCBI's taxonomy places the organism in Eukaryota, Metazoa, Chordata, Mammalia, Rodentia, Muridae. Gene Ontology annotation, molecular function: growth factor binding. The transcript has 2 exons. Gene Ontology annotation, biological process: cell-cell signaling. The record is from RefSeq and is a predicted model, not a curated record. The coding region runs from base 143 to 892 and encodes 249 amino acids.
UUCACUGAGAGCAGUUUAAAACAGACUAAUCCCUUAUGCAGUCAUUCGCUCUACUCUAAUAGGGCCCCUCCACCUCAUCUAGAAUUCGAUCCAGGAUGCUCCUCGCCGCCUGCUGCCUGCGCUGAGGUCCCAGGAAUCCCGGAUGAGUGACAUGGCCAAGGCGGGAGUGAGUCCUCCGAGGCCGCGGGCGUCGCUCUCGCCGCUGCCGCUGCUGUUGCUGCUGGGAGGCUGCCUCCUCUCGGUCGCCGGGAGGGACAGGGGAGCAACUGGCAGGGAAGUGGCCCGGGCCUCCGGCCCCACGGACGGCUCCUCGGGUCGCUUCGUGAGUCCGGAGCAGCACGCGUGCAGCUGGCAGCUCCUGGUGCCCGCCCCGGAGACGCGGACGGGCGGAGAGCUGGCCCUGCGCUGCCAGACCCCGGGCGGGGAGAGCUUGCUCUGCGCCUACCGCGGGCAUCCGGAGCGCUGCGCGGCCACCGGCGCCCGGCGCGCGCACUACUGGAGACGGCUGCUGGGCGCGCUGCGCAGGAGACCGCGGCCCUGCCUGGACCCCGCGCCGCUGCCGCCACGCCUGUGCGCCCGCAAGACGACCGGCGCCGAGCUGCACCCCAGCUUCCCCGCGCGCCCCAGCGAGCAGCCCCGGCCCAAGGCGAGGAGCCGGGCUCGGCCGCGACAGUCAGUGCGGUCCCCGAGCUCCCUACCGGAUAAGAAGCCCUUGCUGGUGAAGUCCAACUCCGGCGGGAGGAAGGCGGGCUCAGACCGGGUCCCGGAGCCUCCUGCGACAGCAGGACUCCAACCCAACGGGCUGGACCAGAAUGCCGAGCUCACUGAGACCUACUGCGCCGAGAAGUGGCACUCCCUUUGCAACUUCUUUGUCAAUUUCUGGAAUGGCUGAGGCUGCGGGCUGGCAGGGGCACUAGGGGCAGGUGCUGCGGAGCAGAGGGCAGCGCAACCGGGGCGGGAGGCUCAGGGCGUCUUAGACGGGGAACCGGGAUGGAGAGUAGGCUAGUCUGCUAGUAGGGAUUUCCAAAAUGGGGCAGGGGUCAGGGUGAGAAGAAUCUGAAGCAGUAGGAGAGCUUUUUUGAAGCAUCUCAAUUCUGAUUUAAGAGCAGAAGAAAUAGUGGAAGCGGAGAGAUUUUAUAUUAAGUAUGCGAAAUUUGUAGAAUAGGGAGAGAAGCUGAGAAUAGCGAGAAUGAAGUGACUAAAGAGGUGCGACUCUUUCCUAGGAAGUGGGAUGCAAUGUAUAUCAACACAUUGUCAUUAAAUGUAACUGUAAGAACCUGAGCCAUGUUGAAUUGUUCAAAAUUUUCUUGAAUUUUCAGCUUGAGAAAUGAUUACCCCUCCUUUCUGGUUUGUUAUGAACUCUGGGUGUGACAUAGAAAGUGUGAUCUUUCUAUGUAGAUUAAAGCCUUAUAGGUAAAAAAUAAAUCUGAGAUUGGAUUAUCAGGACAAUUGCUUUUCAGUCCCCUUACUACUUUUUAACUGAAUUUUAAGCCUACUGUCCUGAAAAGUUCAUUAACUACCUAAAAUCAGAAGUGAAUUUUAGAUGUUCAGUGCUCUCUAGAUCUUCAAAUACAAACAAAAAUCUCCAAGCCUUUAAAGUUUGAUCACUCUUUUUAAAAUCAACUAAAAUGUAAACAUGUAUCUGGAUCAUUUGGCCCUUCAUCUCUUUUGUAAUUAAAUUUAAAAUGUGGGUUUUUAAAAUAUGUUGUAACGAUCGUCUUUAAUUAAAAAAAAACGGAUUGGAUUUAAAGAGUUGGAAAACGAUGGAAA